AUGGAAAUAGAAGACUGUCCUACGAAAUUUCUACAAUACUACAGCUACUUUUUGGACGUCAAUUUUGUCAUCACACUACUGCUAUAUCCAUUAGUGGUCUUCGCUGUGGUCCGCAAAACCCCUGUGGAGGUUCGCUUCGAAAAGGAUUUAUUGAUGGUCUCUGCGACGUUCGCAUUGUUGAUGAAUGUGGUUUUGGUGAGUUUCGUCAUCACAGAAUUCAAAAGCCAAGUUUGAGUCUGACAAUUUUUGAAAGCCACAUGUUAAAGACUAAAGACGAUAUCAGUCUGUCGGGAAAAUAAUGUGGAUUUGUCGCAGAAAAGUGUCUCGUUUCUUCGCAAUCGUGCAUCAAACCCCGGCCUCGGCUAGCCGUCGCAAAGCGAUCAUGGGAGAUUCCGAGGCGCGACGAAUCCACAUUAUUUUCCCGAUAGCCUGACAAUAAAUCAAUUUACUUUUCUACAGAUUUUUUUCUAUAUUUUUUAAAUUUAUUCCCCAAAAACUUCCUUCUUUUUAGUUCUUCGCUCAGCCAACUUAUUACAGCUUUUAUUACGGCGGUUAUAGCCUGGGGCCGAUUCAGGGCCACAGAGAGUUCACUCAGUUCGCCACCUCCCAAAUCCCCGUCCUCUUCACUUACUUUUGUCUCUCCUUCUCCAUCGGAUUCUCCUACCAGAGCCACAAGAUUCGCGUCUACAUCGGAGAGCAGCAACAGAAUUUUUUCACGUUUUUGGAACGUGGCAAUAAUUGGCUCAUCUUUACGUUUUUACUUUAUCUUCUUUGUGCCGCAACGAACACAACUCUCGUCUAUUUGCUGUAUUAUUUUUAUUCGGUGGACCCGGCUACUUCUCCAGACCUAAUGAGGGUCUAUCAGAUGCAUCCGGAUGCUCAGUUCGUUGAUAUGAGCAGCGCCACCUCGUCGAAGGCGCUGUUCUGCGGAUUCUUGUUCAUGGGAUUGGCCGCGAUUCUACACGCACUGAAAUGCAAUUUACAGGUGGGAAAUCGCUUUUUGUGCGGAAAAAAUAAUUUCUAUUGAAACAUUGCUCUCUGCUGUAGAAAUAGAGAUGAAACUUUUUAUGCCAGACCUCCAGAAAAUGUCAUAUUUUUUAUCAAAAUCUAAGCGUCGCAUUUCAAAUACUUCUCUCGUAAACCAAGAUGACGAAAGUUACGGCAAUUUGACGUCAAUUUAACAACCCUACAUUCAAGUAAUGGCAAAACGAAAGAGAACAACAAAAACGCAAGAGAUCUUUGUCGAAGAGGAUCUCGAGAUUUGAGGUUUCGCAAAAACCCCGUCUCAUGUAUGGCCAAACAAAAUAUUGGUUGGCUAUAAGUGCUCAAAAAUACAAAAAUGUAUUUUUUUGCCAUUUUUUUAGCUGAAUUUUUGUCAGUUCGGCGGAGAAAACCCCGAUUUUUUGUAAAUAGAAAUAUGCUGCGCUGAUCGUGUCGCUGAAGUGAAAAGCAAUGCGAUUUUCGAUCCGACACAGUGCUCCUUAUUUUCCCGACAGAUUAAACACGCCAUCUUAGCCUUUGUAAAUCCAAAUUUCAGAUUCUCCGCACCAUCAAGUCCACACAAUCCAUCGUCAGCCAGAAAACCUUUCGUUUGCAAUGGAGUUUCUAUCGGCAUUACGCCGUCGAAUCCGUGAUCGCCAUGCUCCUAAUGCACCUUCCAAUUGUCCUCUUCUCCCUCAAUUUUUCCGGCCUUCUACACUUGGUAUGUGGCUGUGAAAUUGGACUGGCCGCUAUGAGUUUACACUCGAAUUUGGUCAUGUGCGGAAGCUUGGUGUGUGUGACGCCGUACCGUCGAUGGAUCCUGUCGAUGGUUGGGAUCCGGGAGACGAGUCGGAUUGAUGCGACCAGCAGAGCCAGUGGGAUAGAGGCGCAACGUAACACAACAACUGCUCGUGCGGAUUCAGGGUUGAGGAGUUUGCCAGCGUGAAUACGAGUAAUGUAAAUACAUGUUAUAUGUAAUACAUGUAUAUAAAUGUAAUAAAAAAUUACUCUUUUUGUAAUUGGAUUUUUUUUUUUGUUUGAAAGAGAUUAGACCCCUGGAAAAAUCCUUUCUUUUUUAUCAGUCUGUCGGGAAAAUAAUGAGCACUUCAUCAUGACAACUAACAAUGUAUUUUUUGUGGCCAAAAACUGCCAGUCAUCGGCUCUCUUUGCGAUAGAAAUGGGCGGAAAACUAUUCAAACCCACAUUUCUAAAAAAAAACUUACAUGUUUUUACCAACUUUUUGGCCUAAAAAUAUGUCUAAGAUUUCAAAUUUCACUCAAACAAUUCGUGAUUUAUUAUUCCCCCACUCCUUCUGUCAUCCACAUUACAUUCUCUCUCUCUGUCCUUGUUUCCCUCCUCUUUCCAGUGUGUUUGCCAUUCCAAACCAUUCAUUCUCAUGCUGAACCUGGCACUCCAAAAGGACACAAAUCAAAGAGAAAGGCCGGAGAGAGCGCCGCCAACGAAGAGACGGGCAGAGAAGAAUGGGAAAGGACCUCGGUUAAAAGCGAUGGCCUUCUUUGGAGGUCGGCGUCCACUCCUCAACUCAAUGAAGGGGAGGGUAGCCUGGACCUUUUUGCUUGGAGUGGCCUUGAAAAUGGAGACUUGAUUUGGAGUUGUUUGUAA
This is a messenger RNA of Bursaphelenchus xylophilus (pine wood nematode), 2604 nucleotides long. NCBI's taxonomy places the organism in Eukaryota, Metazoa, Nematoda, Chromadorea, Rhabditida, Aphelenchoididae. The record is from the annotation of a GenBank genome assembly.